This is a messenger RNA of Cooperia oncophora, 147 nucleotides long. The record is from the annotation of a GenBank genome assembly. Lineage: Eukaryota; Metazoa; Nematoda; Chromadorea; Rhabditida; Trichostrongylidae.
AUGAUCGCUGAGGGUUGCUUAGCACUAGAAUAUGGAGCGUCCGCGGAAGACGUUGCUCGAGUAUGCCACGCUCAUCCGACUCUCUCUGAAGCUUUCCGUGAAGCAAAUCUCGCAGCUUACUGUGGAAAGGCUAUUAAUAGCAUUUAA